Molecule: messenger RNA, 542 nt
Organism: Aethalodelphis obliquidens (Pacific white-sided dolphin)
Lineage: Eukaryota; Metazoa; Chordata; Mammalia; Artiodactyla; Delphinidae
Gene: LIM2
Product: lens intrinsic membrane protein 2
Exons: 5
Coding region: 21-542 (173 amino acids)
Cellular component (GO): plasma membrane
Molecular function (GO): structural constituent of eye lens
Source: RefSeq, a predicted model, not a curated record
GCUCUGCCCCUCAGAUCACCAUGUACAGCUUCAUGGGUGGCGGCCUCUUCUGCGCCUGGGUGGGGACCAUCCUCCUGGUGGUGGCCACGGCGACAGACCACUGGAUGCAGUACCGGCUGUCGGGGGCCUUCGCCCACCAGGGCCUGUGGCGAUAUUGCCUGGGCAGCAAGUGCUACCUGCAGACGGAGAGCAUCGCAUACUGGAAUGCCACCCGGGCCUUCAUGAUCCUGUCCUCCCUGUGCGCCACCUCUGGCAUCAUCAUGGGCAUCAUGGCGUUCGCUCAGCAGCCCACUUUCACCCGCUUCUCCCGGCCCUUCUCUGCGGGCAUCGUGUUUUUCGCCUCCACAUUUUUCGUCCUGCUGGCCUUGGCCAUUUACACUGGAGUCACCGUCAGCUUCCUCGGUCGCCGCUUCGGGGAUUGGCGCUUUUCCUGGUCCUACAUCCUGGGCUGGGUAGCCCUGCUCAUGACCUUCUUUGCAGGAAUUUUCUACAUGUGUGCCUACCGGAUGAAUGAAUGUCGGCGCCUGUCCACUCCCCGCUGA